GCGGGGAACAGAGGCAUGGCUGGGAUCUGGAGUCUGGUUGUGUGUUUGGGAGUUGUGUGUUUUGCUUUGCCUGGUUCGACUCAGGAUUCAGCCAAGACAUUGUAUCUGAUCUCAAGUCCAGAGGUGAUGCAUGCUGGGAUGCCCACUCCACUGGCUGUCACCGUUUUUGCAGACUUUCCUGGCAGGGUGACGGCUGAAUUGGCACAUGGCGACACCAGAGUUGCCCAAACAGAGGACUUCCAAGGAGGUUUGACCAGGGUCCUCUCACUCCCUCCUAUUCCCGGGUCUAUAACCCAGAAUUCCCUCUUAAACUUGACGGUCAGAGGCUACAGGGGCAACAGCCUCAUUUUCACCAACGCCACCACCCUCAGUUUCAACCUCAAGAAUGUCUCCACCUUCACCCAAACUGACAGAUCACUCUACCAGCCAGGUGAUACCGUCAGAGUCAGAACUGUGUCUGUCCAGUUGGAUAACCGUCCAUACAAAGGCAGAGUGGAGAUCUCUGUACAGGAUCCCGGUGGGAACGUUGUCGACAGGUGGGAGUCCACAGGGAAUCUGGGGAUUGUGUUGCAGGAAUUCACUUUAUCCCAGACAGCUCCUCUUGGACAGUGGGCGAUCACAACAACAGUGAAUGGCAUGACAGUGGAGAAAAAAAUCACUGUGGAGCAUCGUGAGCGUCCUCGUUUUGAAGUGCUGCUCAAGACACCUUUACAGGUACUUGUUGGAGAUGACAUCUCUGGAUCAGUGAGAGCACUUUACCCCAGUGGACAACCUGUACAGGGCACAUUAGCUGUCUCAGUCACUCUGGCCCCUGAUGUGCAUAAUGCAACCUCUCCACACAUGCUGACACAAUCCAAAAAGAUCUAUGGGUCAACACAGUUUUUCUUCAGCAAAAAUCAACUUCAAACCCUACACGCUUCAUCAGGAGUUAGCAGCGGUAUCCGUGUACAUGCCACUGCCUGUGUUACCAGCAACUCGACCGGAUUUAAAGUGAACAAAACAGUUGAAGUCCACCUUAUGCAGAACACAUACCAGCUUACGUUCCAUGAUUUUCCACCUUUACUUAAACCGUCUUUACACUUCUAUACAAAACUCAGGAUCUCCAGAUAUGACAAAAAGCCUCUGAGCUCAGAGGAUCUAACAUACUCUGCUGUGGUUGAGGUCACUCAGACAAAGUCCACGAUGAAUAUUGAACCAGUAACUCUGAGAGUUCCAGUGCCCGAGGACGGGAACGUUCACAUUAAGUUCAAAUUACAGGAUCAAGUAGAGAUGCUUUUUAUUCGGGCCAGAUUCCAAUCGAGUGAGGAGACUCUGAGGGUUUACAACAACUACUCCUCCCCUAGUAGCUCAUAUGUGCAGAUCUCCCCAAUCAGUACCUUGCCUGCACAGGUUGGAUUGCCUCUUCAAAUAGAUGUGGAGAGCACCUUUAAACCAGCUGCGGUUCACUUUGUGGUGAGCUCUAGAGGUCAAGUGGUAGCCGCUGGUACAAAGAAUUCCUCCUCUUUUUCUCUGACCCCAUCCCUGUCCUGGUCCCCCGAGGCCUGUGUCACCGUCUACUGCAUCCUUUCUGACGGAGAGGUCACCAGUGACACAGCGCACAUACCCAUCAACCAACACAGCUAUGUAUCUCUAAACUGGAGCAGUGAUGAGGCUCAGCCAGGUGAGCAGGUAUCACUCACUGUGACUACACUUGAACCCAGGUCCCAGGUAGGAAUUGUGGUAAUGGGGACACAUGAUGACGGCACUCAAGAGGAUGGCCAGGACUUAAAAAUGAAGCAGGAAUGUAACAUGAAGAUGCUGACCAAUGCCAGAUUGUAUAAGAAAACCCAGUAUGAUGGACCUAAAAAUGGAGAUGUCCUGUUGGUGGAGAAGUAUUGGAGCCGCUGGAUGGCUGCAUCUGAAACUUUGCUGUGGGUAGACACUAAUGUUAGUGAUAAAACAUGGACGAGUGGGAAAAUAUCAGUGCCAGACGGCAUUAAUUCUCUGGGAGCUGUAGCUCUGGUAAUGUCAGACAACCUGGGUUUGGGCUUCACUCCUAUGCCAUUAAAGUUGACUGUGUCCAAAGAUUUCUCCUUGUCUCUGAAUGUCCCAUCACACCUCAUCAGGGGAGAGGAGAUUGUGCUAGAGGUGAACAUCAUCAACCAUUUAGAGCGGGACAUAGAGGUCAUUGUGCUGCUUGCACAGAGCAAGGCCUUUGAGUUUGUUUUGGGAGACAAACGGGAUGUCUCUGUGGUAAAUGCCCAGAAAAUAAUCUUAGGGAGUCACGUCUCCGCCUCAGUCCUGUUCCCCAUAAGGCCCAUAGCUCUGGGUGAGAUUGAAAUAUCUGUGGACGCCAUAUGUGCCGACGCUUCAGACAGCCUAGUUUGGAGAGUGUUUGUGAAGCCUGAGGGCGUUGAACAGUCCUUCUCAGAGAGUCUGUUCCUGGAGCUGGCACCGGAGAAGCACAACAACUCCAGAUCCAUCUCCUUCUCUUUUCCACCAGAUGUGGUACCAGGCAGCCAGAAGGCAUAUGUGGCACUGGUUGGUGAUAUCUUGGCCUUGUCCUUCAGCAACUUGGAUUUGCUGGUUCAGAUGCCUGUUGGUUGUGGGGAGCAGAACAUGAUCCACUUUGCUCCGAGCCUUUAUGUUCUCCAGUACCUGGAAAAGUCAACCCUGGAUGAUAAGGAGAUCAGGAGCAGGACUCUGAGUUAUAUGAUGGAGGGAUAUCAGAGGCAACUGUCCUACCAACGAGACGAUGGAUCCUUCAGUGCUUUUGGAGCCAGCGACACCUCUGGGAGCACAUGGCUGACAGCCUUUGUGCUGCGGUGCUUCCUCCAGGCUCAGCCCUACAUGCAGGUAGACCAGAGCGUCCUGAUCAGAGCCAUGACUUGGCUCUUGAAACACCAGGGCUCUCGGGGAGAGUUCAGCGAGGUCGGGACUUUGAUCCACACAGAGAUGCAGGGAGGACUGGAUAAUGAUCCAGUUGCACUCACUGCUUAUGUUCUGAUUGCACUGCUGGAGGACGAGACCUAUGCGGAAAUGCACCGAGGCAAUGUGUCCCUGGCCCAGAGAUACCUGGAGAACAAAGUGUCCAGUGGGGUGGUCAGCAACUACAGCCUGUGCCUGGUGGCAUAUGCUUUAGCUCUGGCCAACAGUCCUGAGGCUGGCACUGCCCUGUCUGAGCUCAUGGGGAGAGCUGACUACACAGAUGGAGUUACGACAUGGGGAUCCUCAGCUGGCCUGACAUCACAUGACUGGCAGCCUCGCUCCGCACAGAUCGAGAUGGCCUCUUAUGUGCUGCUGGCUUUUUUUAGGCGUGGCAGCCUCGUUGAGGGCAUUUCACUCCUGAAGUGGUUAAGCAAGCAGAGAAAUCAUCUAGGAGGCUACGGGACAACACAGGACACAGUGGUUGCCCUCCAGGCUCUAUCUUACUACGCUGCAUUCAGUGGUGCCAACGCCAUUGACCUCAGGCUUAAAGUAUCUGCCCCAGCAGAUUCAUUUGUGUCUCUGUUUAGUAUCAACUCCACUACCUAUCGGGUGUAUCAAAGCCAAGAGCUGAAUGCUGACAAAGAUCUACACCUAAAUAUACACAUGGAAGGAAGAGGAUUUGCCAUAUUUCAGAUGAAUGUCUUUUACAAUGUGGAGAGCAAAGCGUUGUCACAGAACCUCCAGCACACCUCAGACGAGGAGGCUUUCACAUUACAUGCUGACGUCACUGAAGACGGAGACCACAAUCACAUGCUGCUGUCUAUAUGCACGAGAUUAAAGGACGGUCAGGUGAUAAAUCGUACAGGAAUGGUUAUACUGGAUGUGGGCAUGCUUAGUGGUUUCAGGCUGUCUCCUGGAGCUUCUGCCCCAACAGAUCUUAUCAGGAGGGUGGAGAUCCUGCCUGAGAAAGUUAGCCUGUACCUUAAAUCACUUAACAAGUCAGAGGUUUGCAUCAUACUUCCCAUCAUCAGAGACUACAAAGUGGCCCGUGUACAGGAUGCGGUCGUGCAGGUCUACGACUACUAUGAACCUACAAGAAAAGCAGCAAGGACAUACAAUUCAGAUUUUCUUCACAACAUGGACUCCUGCUUCUUCUGUGGUACAAACUGUGAUCGCUGUAGGCCAGGAAUCACCAUUACAGUUUCCACCACCCUCUCAUCCGACUCAGUAAGCAGCAGCACCUACAGCUUCAGUAGCUUAUUUCUUGGUAUCAUUGUUUAUUUUAUUGUAGCCUGA
Toxotes jaculatrix (banded archerfish) is the source of this 4203-nucleotide messenger RNA. Its product is annotated as CD109 antigen-like. NCBI's taxonomy places the organism in Eukaryota, Metazoa, Chordata, Actinopteri, Toxotidae. The transcript is spliced from 32 exons. Gene Ontology annotation, cellular component: extracellular region. The coding region runs from base 16 to 4203 and encodes 1395 amino acids. The record is from RefSeq and is a predicted model, not a curated record. Gene Ontology annotation, molecular function: endopeptidase inhibitor activity.